Lindgomyces ingoldianus is the source of this 859-nucleotide messenger RNA. RefSeq names its product S-adenosyl-L-methionine-dependent methyltransferase. Gene Ontology annotation, molecular function: S-adenosylmethionine-dependent methyltransferase activity. NCBI's taxonomy places the organism in Eukaryota, Fungi, Ascomycota, Dothideomycetes, Pleosporales, Lindgomycetaceae. The transcript has a single exon. The coding region runs from base 157 to 768 and encodes 203 amino acids. The record is from RefSeq and is a predicted model, not a curated record.
CACAGAACAAUAUAUCUUUAUGAGGGCCAUCAAUCAAUUAUCACAAUUUACAAAUUCUCCUCUUCAGCAAUUGAUUUCUUCAAUAUGAGGACUCAAAUCCCAACUAGCGAUAUGUAUCUUGCUAAAGCGCGGGCCGCUCUCAAUGUUCAUGAUUGCAUGACCAUAUACGACAAAUGGGCCGCUACUUACAACGCCGAGGUUGGCGACGAGGCCCAAGAAUACGUCGCUCCUAUCCUUGUCGCCCAAUACGCUCUCAAAUCCUGCAACAACUCCACUAAAGGCGCUGUUGCGAUACUGGACGCUGGUUGCGGAACUGGGCUUGUGGGCCAAGCUCUUUCUCUGGCUGGUGCAAAGGUCAUCGAUGGACUUGACCUUUCUUCCCCCAUGCUUGCAGUGGCAAAGCAGACGGGCGUCUAUCGCAAUCUCGGGCAGGCGGAUUUGACUCGCCGCAUCGGAAAGCCAGACGAAACGUAUGACAUUGUAACAUGCGUUGGCACGUUCACUCUUGGCCAUGUUGGUCCUGACCCUGCUCUGAGAGAAUUUGUGCGAGUCACCAGGACAAAUGGCAUCGUGGCUGCAACGAUCCUGGACGAGAUCUGGGUGUCAGGAGGGUUCAAGGCCGAGGUCGAAAGACUAAGAGCCGAAAGUUUGGUAAAGGUGGUCGCAGAAGAGCUGAUAGACUAUGUAAAGGGUCAUGGCGACAAGGCAGUGUUAGUUAUCCUAGAAAAGAUUGAUGGCGGCUCAACGCCAUCAAGCGAUGGUUCUUGAGUACACACGCUGUCGUGUAAUGGUGUGCGGUUCAACCCUGGUCAAGAAGUCUUUCUCUAUCUCUCAUUAGUUCACAAACAAAAUAGUUUCA